Lynx canadensis (Canada lynx) is the source of this 641-nucleotide messenger RNA. RefSeq names its product 40S ribosomal protein S6-like. Gene Ontology annotation, molecular function: structural constituent of ribosome. Gene Ontology annotation, cellular component: ribosome. Gene Ontology annotation, biological process: translation. The record is from RefSeq and is a predicted model, not a curated record. NCBI's taxonomy places the organism in Eukaryota, Metazoa, Chordata, Mammalia, Carnivora, Felidae.
CCUUGGAGGUGGUAAGCAGCUUUAGGAUGAAACUGAACAUGUCCUUCCAAGCUGCUGGCUGCCAGAGACUCAUUGACGUGGAUGAUGACCGGAAACUUUAUACCUCUUACGAGAAGUGUACGGCGCUGAGUAAGGGACAUUCCUGCUACAGACCUAGGAGGACUGGAGAAAGAAAGUGCAGAUCUGUUCAGGGCUACGCUGUGGAUGCCAACCUCAGUGUUCUCAACUUGGUCAUCGUGAAAAAUGGGGAGAAGGAUAUUCCUGGACUCACGGAUGCUCCUGUGCCUUGUUGCCUGGGGCCCAAAAGAGCUAGGAGAAUCCGCAAACUUCUCAGUCUCUUUAAAGAAGAUGAUGUCCGCCAGUGUGUUGUGAUGGGGCUCUUAAACAAAGAAGGUAAGAAACCUAGAACCAAGGCGCCCAAGAUUCAGCGUCUUGUUACUCCACGUAACUUCCAAGGCAAAUGUCGGCGUAUUGCUCAGAAGACACAGAGUUCUAAGAAAAAUAAGGAAGAGGCUGCAGAAGACACUAAACUUUUGGCCAAGAGCAUGAAGGAGGUCAAAAGAAAGCGCCAGGAACAGGUUGCCAAGAGACAGAGGCUGCCCUUUCUGAGAGCUUCUACCUCUGAGUCCAGGCAACAAUGA